GAGUACCGUUUGGUAAGUACAUUUAGGGUUAGUAUACAUGAGUAGAAAAAAGUUCUCUUUUUUUUUUUUUUUUAAUUAAUAAGGUUUUGUUAUCUCAUUGCUUUUUCCUCUUUUUAGAGAUUAGCAAAAGCAUUCAGCAGGAAUGGAAGGAACGUGGCCGUCCGGAAACCCCUACUCAUCUGCCAUGGCUCCGGCCCCUCUUCCGUUGGCUCCGAGUUCAUAUCAGGUCUGGAAGAAAACCUACUUGAGACAUGAUUCGGGGGCUGGCAGCAGUACUAUGGGUGCAGCUAAGAACUUUGUGCUGCCGGCUGAAGGUGAUGAUAACAAUAUAUCACCAGCGGCUCGCACUGUUGCUGAUGGUGUGGGUGAAAGUUCAGCAGAAAAUGGCGGGGUCAAAACCCGGGGCUGGACUCGUAGCUUGGAUCCUAAUAUGGACCCAAGAAAGCUCAGACGGAUUGUUUCCAACAGGAUUUCUGCUCAGAAAUCUAGGAUGAAGAAGAUGCAAUAUGUUGCUGACAUGGAAAUGAAGGUGAAAGCAUUAGAGGCACAAAUUGCUGUCAUCUCUCCUCAAGUUGCACACUACACAGAGCAUUAUAAGUUAUUGCAAAUGGAGCGGAGAAGAUUGAAUCAAAAAAUGGCUGCUUUUGAUAAUGAAAGAUUACUUAUAGAUGCUGAGAUUGAAAAGAAGAAGGCUGAAGUGAAGAGGCUGAGGCAGCUGCAGUUCAAUCAAGAACAGGAAAUGAUGCGCAAGUCAAGGUUCAUGACUGUUUGGGAUCAAGAAUUUAUCGGGCAGAUGAUGGAUCAAGGUUCAAAUCUGUCUGCCUUAGGACAAAGCAAUGUGAAUUCGAACCAAGUCCAAAUUGGAGAAAACACAGCAGAAAUGAACAGGAUGAUGAGGCAGCAGAAUUUGAUGCCCGUUUGGGAGGCCGGGUCGGGGCAGAUGAUGGAUCUGAAUCUUAACCAAUCUGAGACGGGUCUGGAACUGGGCUCAAGCCUGAAUCAGUUUGGACUGGAGCAGAAUACUAGCCCGAACUCAAGCCUGCUGGGCCUGGGAGAAAUAGAGAAGCUCCUCAACCAAAACCCUCGCUUUACCGAGUUCAACAUAACUUACUGAGACAUGCGGUGCCGUUUCAAUCCGUCGCAAUGAAUAUUUAUCCCUUAGAAAAUUUUAAUUUCCUUCAAAUUGCGUGAUGUUGUUUGUCUAAUUUGUCCGUAUUGAGAAUUGUUGUGUUUCUGUUGUCCUGUUGUUAUUACAGAACUCUCUUUUUAAAUCGGUAUUAUUAAAGUGCUAUUAAUUUG
Messenger RNA from Rubroshorea leprosula, 1299 nucleotides. The record is from the annotation of a GenBank genome assembly. NCBI's taxonomy places the organism in Eukaryota, Viridiplantae, Streptophyta, Magnoliopsida, Malvales, Dipterocarpaceae.